This is a messenger RNA of Girardinichthys multiradiatus, 2323 nucleotides long. It is a transcript of the gene sprn, whose product is annotated as shadow of prion protein. NCBI's taxonomy places the organism in Eukaryota, Metazoa, Chordata, Actinopteri, Cyprinodontiformes, Goodeidae. Bases 998 to 1465 code for a protein of 155 amino acids. The transcript is spliced from 2 exons. The record is from RefSeq and is a predicted model, not a curated record. Gene Ontology annotation, cellular component: membrane.
CCUGAUUACAUAAAAUCUAUUAAAAAUUAGUUUAAUUGGCAUUUGGUAAAGAAUUAAGAAUUCCCAGCCGACUCCAUCAAUACAUUGACUUUGCAGCAAUCCUUCACCCUGAGCAUGCUUAAAGUGAAAAGCAACAGCUCCAUUUUAACAAGAAGACACCAUCAUAAGGACCAGACUCAGUAUGAGCAUCCAUCUGCUCAUCUGAGCAGAAUGGGGAUUUAAAAGGUGGACCAGAAACACACACACACAAAAAUCUCUCAAAAAAUAAAACUACAGAAGCACCAGAGAAAAGCACAGCUAACCAGGGUCAGCAUUACUGCAAAUAGCUUUAACAGUAACACCUUCAAUGGCUUUGUCCACGAAAGAGAAAAUAGUACAAACAGGAUGAUAAGGAAAGUUGAGUUAUCUAUGACAACGGUAAUUGCAAAUAAUGCAUUAAUGGAGAUAAGAUGGAGAAAAUAGCAGGAUGAGGAAAGCGCUCAGUUUGUCUGCCAGGAGUUUAUAAGCCCAUAGCAGCAUAACUACUUCAGAAUAACCUGAUUCUCUGAGUGAUGAAGUAGUUAAGGUUUUAAGACUAGUUUUCAAAGCGCCCGGUAUCUCUACAACAUAGGAGCCAUAUGGUAACUAAAAGAUCUGGCUCCCAUUAUACUUCCAGAAACUCCAGGACCCACCAGUGAAUCUGUAGUAUGAGAGUGAAGUGGUCUGAUGGGAACAUAUGGGACAUGAUUAGUCGGAACCAUGAAACUAAGUAAAAAUAACUCUAAACAAAAUUAUAUUUAAAAAAAAUAGAUGAAUAACUAUACAAUUAAAUAGUAUAAAGGACAAAAUGAAAUAAUCAGGAACAGAUAAAAUAAAAAUAAAAAUAUUUUAUACUAUCUGACAUUCACGGAGGGAGGCGCGCAGCGCGUUCACGGCAUCGCCUGGACAAGCGCGCCUCCAUCCGUGACAAUCAGCUGUAUCUUCCUCUGCGGCCACAUCAGCAAGGAUAACGGAUAAGAUGUCAGGAAUGAAGCAGCUGGUUGCCACAUGCUGGACCUGCUUGCUGCUCUCCGCCUUCCUGUGUGAGCCUGCGCUCUCCAAAGGAGGUCGUGGAGGCUCCCGGGGCUCCUCUCGCGGAUCUCCAGCGCGGAGCUCCGCAGCGGGUACCUACCGGGGAGGAGGAGCCUACGGCGGGACGCGCUCUCGGCUUAGGGCCGCUGGUCGGCCGUCCCCGGUGAGGGUGGCGAGCGCUGCUGCGGCCGGAGCCGCGGUGGCCUUAACGGCGGACAAAUGGUACGCGUCCGCCUACCGCCGCAGCAACACGGACAGCUCCGAGGAGGAGCUGGAUUACUACAACAGGACCAAUUACUUUGAUGCACUAAUGUCAAGCUCAACCCAGAACGGAUCCUUUCUCUCUAAUGUUGUUCAUGUUAUUAUUGCAACAUUUUCCACAAAGUAUGGACUCGUGUUGGACUUUAUACUGUAGAUAUGCACUCCACAUUUUAGGAUAUAUUUCUGAUCCUAAGCCCAGAGUGGAAGGACUUGGUCACAAAUACAUUACUGUACUGUAUGUAUUUACACACAAAGUCAUUUUAUACCAGUGGACAGCAACAUUACCAGCAUAGUAUUCCCUCUAACAAUUCACCUGAUGAAGAGUGCACCAUGCAAAAUGUUCUGCUACAGAAAAAAAAUGAAAAGAUCCAAAUUCAACUGUUUUCUUACAGUUGUAACUAUACUGCCAAUUUUCUUUUUACAAAAGUAAAUUUUUUAUGGUUCUAAAGGAAGGCAAGGUGAGCUCAGCUCCAACGCUCUGUACCCCACCAACCAAUUUAUUGUUGUACAAACAGAUCCAAUGAUCCAAUAAUAAAACCUCAACUUGCUGGCACAUGAAAAACAGACUGAAAUCAAGCUGGAAGCAGCUUAAUCCUGUCUGAAAGUAAAGCUGCUAAUCUUUUCUCCUACUGAAUGAGAACAUUUACACUUUUAAGUCCCUUUGCUUUCCUGCACAAACAUAAUUUCCACACAGAGUUUUAGGUUCCUGUUUCAGAUAAUUUAUGUCCUAGAGAAGCAUUUCCUCCAUUUCCUUUCACCAUGUUGUUUUACAGCAUCUUGGGUUUUGACAUGUGGCACACAUACAUUAAUUAUAUAGCAGACCUCUUGCUCUUUACAUUUACUCCUUUCAUUUUUUCCUCUUGUGUUCAACCUCCCGAAGGGUCUCUCUCAGGAGCAACAGACUGUUCCAUAGCUACAAGUGCACUCAAUUGUACUCUGCAACACUUGUGUAUUUAUUAAAUAAGGGUUUGUAAUCACUGUCUUUCUGCUAAUAAAUAAACUGUUUAAACCA